Molecule: messenger RNA, 1971 nt
Organism: Colletotrichum gloeosporioides
Lineage: Eukaryota; Fungi; Ascomycota; Sordariomycetes; Glomerellales; Glomerellaceae
Exons: 2
Coding region: 1-1971 (656 amino acids)
Biological process (GO): carbohydrate metabolic process
Source: RefSeq, a predicted model, not a curated record
AUGGCACGCUUCGGCUGGCUGCUGGCCCUUCUCCCCUUCGCCCAGGCCAUUGAGCCGUCACCGUCACGGCCCUGGGAGUCUUACAUCAAAUCUCCGUCAACCCGCCUCGUCCCCCCUAAACAAAUCCACGCCAUCACCUCUGACGCCGAGGUAACGACCGCUCAAGAUGGAUCCUACAUCCUCACCCUCCCGGCAAACUCCCAAAUCUCCCUCGAGUUCCCCUACGUUGGCGGCCUCAUCUCCCUAAACACAUCAACAAACGUCACCAACAGCACCACCGCGCACUUCUCCCUCGCCUUCGCCGAAUCCCCCUCCUUCGUCCGCGAGAUCUCAGACGACACAGGCGCCGUCCCGACCCAGGACUACGACAAGGCCCUCAACGUCUCCCUCGCCGCGUCCCAGACCUCCUACAAGAUGCCCACGGAGCGCUUCCGCGGCGGCUUCAAGUACCUCACCAUCCACGCCUUCGCGCCCGUCACCCUCUCCAACAUCAUCUGCCACCUCGCCUACUCCCCCUCCCAGCCGGACCCCUCCGCCUACCACGGCCACUUCCACACCCCGGACGACGACCUCCUCACCCGCGCGUGGUACGCCGGCGUCUUCACCGCCCAGACCAACAUCGCGCCCCCCAACACCUCCCGCCACCUGCCCCAGGUCAACCCCGGCUGGGCCUACAACGCCACCCUCGGCGCCGAGGGCCCCAUGCUCCUCGACGGCGCCAAACGCGACCGCGCCGUCUGGCCCGGCGACCUCGGCAUCGCGGGGACAACGGCCUACCUCGGCCUCGGCGCCGUCGGCCUCGAGUCCGUCUACUACGCCCUCGAGACCAUGUUCAUGUACCAGAACGCCACCACCGGCGCCCUCCCCUUCGCCGGCCCGACCACCGGCUCCUGGCGCCGCGGCGCCCGCAGCGACACCUACCACGCCUGGACCCUCAUCGCCUGCUUCAACUACGCAAUCUUCACCAGCAACGCCUCCUGGGUCGACGCCCACUGGCCCGGCAUCUCCUCCGGCGUGUCCUACAUCCUCCGCGCCCUCGACGCCAACCCCAUCAGCCUCGCCGAGCAGGUCGAGCCGAACGACUGGGCCCGUCUCGGCGGCGGCGGCUUCAACUCCGCCCUCAACGCCCUCAACCACCACGCCCUCGUCUCCCUCGCCUCCCUCGCCGCCGCCACCUCCCGCCCCGCCGACUCCCGCGCCUGGUCCGCCGCCGCCUUCCGCCUCAAGACCGCCUACAACGCCGUCCUCUGGGACCCCGCCGCCUCACUCUACCGCGACAACGAGACCGAAGCCGGCGCCCUCCUCCACCCGCAGGACGGCAACGCCCUCGCCCUGCUCUACAACCUGACCACCUCUGCGUCCCACGCCGCCGCCCUCUCCGCCGCCCUCACCCGCAACUGGAACCCCAUCGGCCCCGUCACCCCCGAACUGCCCGACACAGUCUCCCCCUUCAUCUCCAGCAUCGAGGUCCUCGCGCACUACGCCGCCGCCCGCCCCCUCCGCGCCCUGCGCCUCAUGCGCCGCACCUGGGGUUACAUGCUGGACGCUCCGCAGAUGACGGGCGGCGAGACCCUCGUCGAGGGCAUGUCCGCCAACGGCUCGCUGUACUACCGCUCGCGCCGCGGCUACAACUACGACGCGGCAUACACCUCCCUCUCCCACAGCUGGUCCACGGGGCCGACGCAGGCGCUGAGCUUCAAGGCUGUCGGGCUGGAGGUUGUCGGGUGGAAGAGGUGGGUGUUUAGGCCUAUGCUGGGCGAUUUGAAGAGUGUGAGGGCGGCGUGGGGUGAUGGCGGCGGUGCUGGAGGGGAAUUCGGGGCCAUUGUGGAGGCGAGAGGGGAUGCGAUUGAGGCGGAGGUCUGGACGCCGGAGGGGACAUCAGGCGAGGUUGAGUUGGGAUGCGAGGUUGUGUUUGUGAAUGGGAGGAAAUUGGACGGAGUUGUUGAAGGUGGGAAGAUGAAACUGAAAUGA